AUGCAGCAGCAGACCGAUGCACCCGGGUCUUCGGAGCCGCAGAAGAAAUCGAGUCAGGCAGCAAAGCGCUGGAAGAAGGCAUUAAUCAGCGACAAGGUGGACAACGUUGUUCAGGAGUGGAAGAUCUCGUCGGCGGAGAAGCAGGAGGCCAGCCGCGACAAGCAAAGCAGAUCGAGCAGAGUGUCUGCGACGAGUGACAGCCGUCCAGAGCAGCGCAACAGCCACGUCUUGCUGAACCCCUCCCAGGGCCCAUCCACCAGCAUGUCCGUCAGAUCAGGCAGCAAGGACACGCCUCGCAAACGCAGCCUGAGCUCCAGCAAGGAGACCCCACGUGCUCGAGGCUCGAGCCUCAACGUCGGAAAGGAUGGCAAAAAGGAGUCAGCGCGAGCGCGCAGCGGGAGUCGCUCUAGGAAGGAGUGA
Symbiodinium sp. CCMP2592 is the source of this 420-nucleotide messenger RNA. The record is from the annotation of a GenBank genome assembly. Lineage: Eukaryota; Dinophyceae; Suessiales; Symbiodiniaceae.